UACUGGUUGAUGGGCUGUCACUGGAGAACUUACUAGAUUGCUUCCACCUGCUGACUGGAGAAAGUAGCAAAACCACAGAUGAUGAUAUCACCCUGCGUUCCUGGCCCAAGGUCACUAUAGCAAGGACAUUUGUGACGCCUUUCACUCCACUCAUGCUGAAUUGUUCAGAUAAGACCCUUGAAGUACUGCCUAAAUAAGGGAAAAACCAUGGGGACGUUAAGCUUGCCGUAGAAGCAGACCAGCAUAGGCAUUCAACAAGUUGUAGAGUGCAAGCUAUUUUACCUUACUGGACUUUGCCAUUUUUCUAACUGAACGGAAGAAAUGAGAAUGCCGUUUCAAGAAUCUAGGGAGAAUGGAACUGAGGAGGAGGAUGAGAACUCUGAGGCAAAGGUGUUCCUUAAGCCUGUUAUUGAGGAUAGAAACAUGGAGCUUGCCAGAAGGUGCACUGAAAUGAUAAGUGACGUCCAUUAUAAAGGAGCAUAUGAAAAAUCUAAAGGCCAGUGCAUAUUUGUUCCUGACACCCCUCAGCUAAAGCAUGUGAAAAACAUCUCUGCCUUUAUUUCUGAGGCACAAUACAAAGCAGGUGCAAAGAAAGACCUCUCCAACUCAAUCUACCAGCAGAUGCCAGCCACAAUUGACAGCGUGUUCGCAAAAGAAGUUACGCAGCUUCAGAGCAAAGUCCUCUACAAGCAAAAACAUGAUGCUGAAAAGGGUACAUCAAGUUAUGCGCAUAUGAAGGAGCCUCCAGAUGUUAAGCAUGCCAUGGAAGUCAGUAAACACCAAAGUAAUGUUUCAUAUAAAAAAGAUCUCCAGGACACUCACAGAUAUACUGAAGUUUCAAAUCGACCAGACAUAAUGAUGGCAACCCAGUUAACAAAGAUAAUAAGCAACGCUGAAUAUGCGAAAGGAAGGCGAGAAAUGAGUAAGGAACCAACUGUCCUCGGAAGACCAGACUUCAACCAUGCAAAAGAGGUUUCCAAAUAUUUAAGCCAAGCAAAAUACAAAGAGCAGUUUAAUAAGGAUAUGAAGAAUUACUGCUACAAUCCUCUGGAAAGUGCUUCUUUCAAGCAAGCACAACUUGCCUCUGUCUUGGCAAGUGAUGUGAAAUACAAAAAAGACCUAGAAAGCCUUCAUGAGCCAGCAUCUACCUUUCCGAACCUGUUACAGUUAGAGCAUGCCUUGAAUGCCAGCAAAAUAAGUAGUCAGUAUGAAUAUAAGAAGCUGUUUGAGAAAAGUAAGGGGCUGUAUCAUUUCGCACUGGAUACAGUUGAACAGCUGCACCACAAAGAAAACGCAGUGCUCCAAAGUCAGGUGAAGUACAAAGAGAAGUAUGAAAAAUCAAAAGGAAGGGCCAUGAUGGAAUUUGUGGAUACCCCAACUUACCAAGUUUCAAAGGAGGCUCAGAGGUGUCAAAGUGAGAAAAUGUAUCGAAAAGAAUUUGAAGAUAAACUCAAAGGAAAGGCAGCACUGGACUUAGAUAAGACUCCAGAAUUCUUGAACGUGAAGCGUGUUACCAACCUGCUCAAAGAGGUAAAGAAAGAGUAUAGAAAAGAUUUGGAAGAAGGGAUGAAAGGAAAAGGACUGACAGUGUUUGAAGAUACGCCAGAGUUGAUUAGAGUGAAAAAUGCAGCUCAGAUACUAAAUGAGAAGGAAUACAGAAAAGAUCUGGAAAAUGAAAUAAAGGGAAAAGGAGUUAAGCUCAUCUCUGAAACUCCUGAGGUUCAAAAAGCAAAGAGAGCAUCUAAAAUUGUUAGUGAGAAAGAAUAUAAAAAAGACCUGGAGACUGAAAUUAAAGGGAAAGGGAUGCAGGCUGGCACAGAUACUCCUGAAAUACAGCGAGCCAAGAGAGCAUCUGAAAUUGCAAGCCAGAAAGAAUACAAGAAACAUCUAGAAAUGGAAAUUAAAGGGAAAGGCAUGCAGGUGGGCAUGGAUACUCCUGAUAUACAGCGAGCAAAGAAAGCUUAUGAAAUUGCAAGCCAGAAAGAAUAUAUGAAGGACCUGGAGACUGAAAUCAAAGGGAAAGGAAUGCAGGUGGGCUCAGAUAUCCCAGAGAUACAGCGAGCAAAGAAAGCUUCUGAAAUAGCCAGCCAGAAAAAGUACAAAGAUGAAGCAGAGAAGAUGCUGUGCUCCUACUCUGCUGUUCCAGACACUCCUGAAAUCGAGAGAAUUAAAAACACACAGAGAAAUAUCAGUGCUGUAUUGUACAAGAAAGUGAUAGGAGCUGGUACAGCAGUAACAGAGACUCCGGAGAUUGAACGAGUAAAGAAAAACCAGCAAAAUAUUAGCGCAGCUUACUAUAAAGUGCAACCUGGUAAAGCAACUGCUGUCAGUGUCACUCCUGAGAUGGAGAGAGUCAAGAAGAAUCAAGAAAUUAUCAGCUCGGUCAAGUACAGCCGAGAUCAGCAACAGAUGAAAGGUAGACCUAGUAUGAUUGUAGACACACCUGAGCUGAGGCAUGUCAAAGAGACACAAAACAACAUCUCAAUGGUCAAAUACCAUGAAGAUUUUGAGAAGACAAAAGGCAGAGGUUUCACUCCAAUAGUGGACGAUCCUGUGACUGAACGGGUGAGAAGAAAUACCCAGGUGGUUAGUGAUGCUGCCUACAAAGGCGUCCACCCACACAUAGUUGAAAUGGACAGGAGACCUGGAAUAAUUGUGGACCUCAAAGUUUGGCGCACAGAUCCUGGCUCCAUCUUCGACAUUGACCCUUUGGAAGAUAAUAUUCAGUCUAGGAGUCUACAUAUGCUUUCGGAAAAAGCAAGACGUUACAGUAAACAGCAUUUCCGUUCUACCAGUACUUCUGGCGUUGGAGAUGACAAAUCAGAGGGCUCUAUGUUUUCUUGUUCCAGUGAGGUAACAAGGCCAUCUAACGAAGGAGCCCCUGUACUUCCGGGGGCAUAUCAACAAAGUCAGCCCCAAGGAUAUGGUUACAUGCACCAGACUAGUGUGUCGUCUAUGAGAUCAAUGCAUUCACAGCCACAUUCAGCUACCUUGAGAACAUAUAGAGCAAUGUAUGACUAUAGUGCCCAAGAUGAAGAUGAAGUUUCAUUCAGGGAUGGUGACUACAUCAUCAAUGUGCAACCAAUUGACGAUGGUUGGAUGUAUGGUACUGUUCAGAGAACUGGGAAAACUGGAAUGCUUCCAGCAAAUUACAUUGAGUUUGUUAAUUAAUACUCACCGUUAGUACUUCUGAGCUUUAUUUUGAUUUACUUAAGCUUUACAAACGUACUUUUAAGACCACAUCUUCAUUACUUCCCUGUUAAUGUAACAAUCAGUGCUCCUUUCUGGAAGUCAACACACAAUUCCUCUAACAAGUCCAAGAAGCACAGAGUUCCCAAAGUGUGCUGCUUAAACGGAUAUAGAAAAACUUGUUGGUGGAAACCUGGUGCUUGUAAUCAUGUAAAGGUUUCUAUUAAUUAGCUCCCAAAUAGGUUUCUGCCUUUACAGUAGGCUGCAUUUCCCACUUACGUUUUAAUCACAAAGCAGCUGGUAUUUUUUAUUGUGUGACUUUGAAAUUGUAAGAGGUUAUACCUUGGUGUUAAGGUCCGAGUAAUUAAAAAUCCAAGUUAACAGAACAAAUCUUUUGUUGUUGUGAUAAAUGACAUGCUCAGAAGUUGCUUACAACUGCCUGGCAGCCUUAAACAAAAUGUAUCUUGUACUUAAUGUCGGAAACUUCCUGACACACAGCUGUCUACUGUAUUUUCCCCUGAAUCUUUCAUUUUCUCUCAUCCAUAGUCCCAAUUCAUGUUAGUCCUCCCAAACUACCAGUUGUGAAUGAUCUCCAUGACAAUAGCUGUGCCUUUUUGCACAGUUAGAAACAAUUUUAGAGGGCAUUUUCUAUUUUGUUAAUUCCAACCUUUUCUAUUUCCCCUUGUAUUAACACUGUUUGUAUAGAAAUGACUGUCUUCAAAGCACUGUCUUCAAAACACAUAUAUCUAUUUUUUGUUGUUGUAAGGGUCUGUCCUGAGAACUUUGCAAUGGCAUAUAAUUGUACCCUUUACGUGUAAUGGUUCCGUGCAGGGAUGGCAAAUAUGUAGCCUUCCAGAUGUUUUGGCCAGGGAUGAAGGGAACUGGAGUCCAGGCACAUCUGGACAGCCAGAGGUUUUCCAUCCCUGGUAUACAUGGAUUGGUGGUAGGGUUUACUUCGUGAAUUGGGGCUUGGAUUUGGGACCUGACUGGCAAAGAAUGUGAUUUUUUUCCAGAGGCUUAGUUCAAGAAAAAGAUUAUUAGAUAUUUAGUAAAUUUCUAGCUUUGUGAAUAUAACUCAAGGAUUUACUCAAUAAUUGAAGCAUGGCAUCCACCUGAGAAACUUUGUCUUCCCACAAGGUCAAAAAUACAAAACCAUUAUUUCCUGUUUUCUUUUUAAAAAAUGAUAUCAGUUGCACUGCUGUCUUAUUUUAUCACUUCUAAUUAACACUCAUUGGAUCACAAAACACUUGUUAGAUGUUCCUAAACUUUUUAGGAGCUGGUGAGAGCUGGUGUGGUGUAGUGGAUUAGAGGCUGAGCUUCGAAACAGGGAAGCCCCCGAUUCAAAUCUCACUUCUCCCACCAGCUCACCAGCUGGCCUUACUUAAGUCGCUCUCACUCAACCUCAGUUCCUUAUCUGCAAAUGGGGAGACCAAUACUGAAGAUAAUACUGGUGAAUAACUUUAUAGUAUUAUAGGGCUGGGUCCAAAGGUUUCCUUCCUUUGAUGGAAAGGCUCAUUUGAUGGAAGAUGCAUUCUGUCAGUUGAAGGGAAUGUUUGGAUCAAGCCAAUUAUUAUUAACACAAGGUUAAAAAAAAUGAAAGAGCAAAAGGGAAAUACAGUGAGUUUAGUUGUCAGAAUUUGUCCCCUGAACCAGUGCAUUUCUUCAAGCCCAGCAAGUAGUGCAUGAAAACAAACUUGCUCAGACAUAUUCCUAGUUGUUUAUGCAAAUAUAAAAAAUUAAAAUCAGUACCAAUAUAAGUUACUUCCAUUCUGCAUUCAUAGUAUCCAACAUAUUAUGAAAAGGGGAGGUAUGGGAAGAAUAUAUUUUUCUAGGUACUCAAAGUAUGGAUAUUUAUGACCAUUUAUCUCUUGUUUUUCCUCCAUACUAAUAAAAUCAGGACUGGUGUGGGUGUAUGUGUGUUUAAAAAAAGAUCCAGGUCAGAGAGAGGGAAAUGUAAACCCCCAAGUAAGAUGUUUUUUAAAUAGAUUGUUAUUUACAUAGAUUGGUGUCUAAGGGCUACAAUGUAUUUUGCUAAUGGUAUGAAUUACUGAAGUUGACCUCUGAAGGUAUGCUGCGUCCAUUGUAUUGUGCAUAUUAUUAUUUUUUAAUUGUCUAAGGGAAGUAUAUUUAAACUGCUUUUAGAGAGUUUUGUUCUCAGAUGUCAGAGGACAAUGUCUCUAGCAUAACGUCUCGAACAUAGUAAGUAACUCAUAAGUACAGAAGUUAAAGAAUAGAAAGUUCUUUAUUUCUAUUAUUCUGUUUUACCCAAGAGAAGGAAAAUAAACCGUUUUUUCCAUCAGA
Podarcis raffonei (Aeolian wall lizard) is the source of this 5490-nucleotide messenger RNA. RefSeq names its product nebulette (gene NEBL). Gene Ontology annotation, biological process: cardiac muscle thin filament assembly. Lineage: Eukaryota; Metazoa; Chordata; Lepidosauria; Squamata; Lacertidae. The record is from RefSeq and is a predicted model, not a curated record. Gene Ontology annotation, cellular component: focal adhesion; Z disc. Gene Ontology annotation, molecular function: actin filament binding. Bases 322 to 3171 code for a protein of 949 amino acids. The transcript is spliced from 27 exons.